Molecule: messenger RNA, 3690 nt
Organism: Sphenostylis stenocarpa
Lineage: Eukaryota; Viridiplantae; Streptophyta; Magnoliopsida; Fabales; Fabaceae
Source: the annotation of a GenBank genome assembly
AUGGCUAGCUUUCCCUUUUUCACGUCUUACGUUGUUUCGAGUCUUGUGACGGCACUAGCAAUCAGCGGUUUCAAUUUGAAGGGGGCAGAGGCAGCACGUGCCUUCUUCGUGUUUGGAGAUUCACUUGUUGAUAAUGGCAACAACAACUACUUAGUCACCACAGCUAGAGCAGAUGCUCCACCUUAUGGCAUUGAUUAUCCAACUCGCAGACCCACUGGCCGUUUCUCUAAUGGCUUCAACAUUCCUGAUCUUAUCAGUCAAGCACUUGGGUCAGAGGCCACGUUGCCAUAUCUAAGCCCUGACCUCAUCGGGGAAAAAUUGCUUGUUGGUGCCAACUUUGCUUCUGCUGGCAUUGGAGUCCUCAAUGACACUGGAAUCCAAUUUGUAAACAUCAUCAGAAUGCCAAGACAACUAGAAUACUUUCAACAGUACCAACAAAGGGUGAGUGCCCUUAUAGGAGAUGAGGAAACUCAGAAAUUGGUAAAUGGAGCACUAGUCCUCAUCACUUGUGGAGGCAACGAUUUUGUGAAUAACUACUACUUGGUGCCUAACUCUGCUAGAUCCCGCCAAUUCGCUUUACCAGAUUAUGUCCCCUUUGUCAUCUCUGAGUACAAGAAGAUUCUACAGAGGCUAUAUGAUCUUGGAGCACGUAGGGUGGUGGUGACAGGAACUGGUCCACUGGGUUGUGUUCCUGCAGAAUUAGCCCUGCGAGGCAGAAAUGGGGAAUGCUCAGAGGAGCUACAGCGUGCCUCUUUCUUGUACAAUCCACAACUAGUUGAUAUGAUCACACAACUCAACAACGAACUUGGUUCAGAUGUCUUCGUUGCAGCCAACACACAACUCAUGCACGAUGAUUUCGUCACGAAUCCUCAAGCAUAUGGAUUUGUUACUUCAAAAGUAGCAUGUUGCGGUCAAGGACCCUUCAAUGGUCUUGGACUGUGCACAAUGGCAUCCAAUUUAUGUCCAGAUCGUGAUGCCUAUGCAUUUUGGGAUCCAUUCCAUCCAUCGGAAAAAGCUAAUAGGUUGAUCGUUCAGCAGAUCAUCUACACUCACUGUUACGCCCGUUUCCCGUUCAAGUUGAACCGGUUCUCUCCCCGAACCGUGACAGUUCGCGCGGCGGUUUCAGCACCGGAAAAGCGGGGCAGGAAGAAGAAGAAGCAGACGAAGGAUGACGACAGCGCGGUCGAGAACGGCCUCCGGUUCAGUUUCAUGGAGGAGCUCAUGGACCGGGCCCGGCAUCGCGACUCAAAGGGCGUGUCGGAAGUCAUAUACGACAUGAUCGCCGCGGGCCUCAGCCCUGGCCCUCGGUCGUUUCAUGGAUUGGUGGUGUCUCACGCCCUCAACGGCCACGAAGAAGCUGCGAUGGAAUCGCUGAGAAGAGAGUUGGCUGCAGGGCUUCGACCGGUUCACGAAACAUUCAUGGCAUUGCUAAGGUUAUUCGGGUCUAAAGGUCGCGCCAUUAGAGGUCUAGAAAUACUUGGAGAUAUGCAAGACCUAAAUUAUGAUAUUCGCCAAGCUUGGAUUGUUCUUAUUGAGGAACUUCUUCGGAACAAGCAUUUGGAAGGUGCCAAUGAAGUGUUCUUCAAGGGUGCCGAUAUUGGCCUCAGGGCUACUGAUGAGGUUUAUGAUCUUCUGAUCGAGGAAGACUGCAAAGCGGGGGACCAUUCUAAUGCAUUGGACAUUGCCUAUGAGAUGGAGGCGGCAGGCAGGAUGGCAACAACAUUUCAUUUUAAUUGCCUCCUCAGCGUGCAGGCUACCUGCGGAAUACCUGAAGUAGCUUUUGCAACUUUUGAGAACAUGGAAUAUGGAGAAGUUUUCAUUUACCGUUAUUACAUGAAGCCUAAUACAGAUACAUAUAAUUGGGUUAUUCAAGCGUAUACUAGAGCUGAAUCUUAUGACAGAGUACAAGAUGUUGCUGAGUUACUUGGCAUGAUGGUUGAAGAUCACAAACGUAUACAGCCAAAUGUGAAGACCCAUGCCCUGUUAGUGGAGUGUUUUACCAAGUACUGUGUGGUACGAGAAGCUAUUAGGCAUUUUCGCGCCCUUAAAAACUUUGAAGGGGGUACAAAAGUUCUACAUGAUGAAGGGAACCAUGGAGAUCCACUUUCUUUGUACCUUCGGGCAUUAUGUCGGGAAGGAAGAAUUGUUGAAAUGCUUGAAGCUUUAGAAGUUAUGGCCAAAGAUAACCAGCCAAUCCCUUCGCGGGCAAUGAUCUUGAGCAGAAAAUACCGGACAUUAGUAAGCUCAUGGAUUGAACCAUUACAAGAGGAGGCUGAACUUGGCUAUGAGAUAGAUUAUAUUGCUAGAUAUAUUGAAGAGGGUGGCCUAACAGGGGAGCGUAAGCGAUGGGUGCCUCGAAGAGGUAAAACCCCUUUAGAUCCUGAUGCUCAAGGAUUUAUAUAUUCAAACCCAAUGGAGACCUCAUUCAAACAAAGAUGCCUGGAGAAUUUGAGGGAUUACAAUAAGAAGCUCUUGAAGACCUUGCAGAUUGAAGGACUUGCAGUUUUAGGGGAUGGUGUAUCUGAAUCUGAUUAUAUUAGAGUGAAGGAGAGACUAAAGAAACUCAUAAAGGGGCCUGAACAGAAUUCUUUAAAGCCUAAGGCUGCUAGUAAAAUGCUUGUAUCUGAAUUGAAGGAAGAACUAGAAGCACAAGACUUGCCCAUUGAUGGAACUAGAAAUGUUCUUUACCAGCGUGUACAGAAAGCAAGGAGAAUAAAUCGAUCUCGUGGUAGGCCCCUUUGGAUUCCUCCCGUGGAAGAGGAGGAAGAAGAGGUGGAUGAAGAGCUGGAUGCAUUGAUUUCACGUAUAAAGUUGCAGGAAGGAAAUACAGAGUUCUGGAAACGUCGCUUUUUAGGUGAAGGCUUAACUGGUGAUCAAGAAAUGCCAAUGGAUGCAGGUUUAUCAGAGGUCUCUGAAGUUCCAGAUGAAGUUGAUGGAAUAGAAGAUGCUGCUAAAGACGUUGAAGAUGAUGAAGUGGAUGAUGAUGAGGAGGAAGCAGAACAAGUAGAAGAGGAAGUAGAACCAGCUGAGAACCAAGAUGUUGACAGGAUAAAAGUCAAGGAAGUUGAAGCAAAAAAGCCUCUUCAAAUGAUUGGAGUCCAGUUGUUGAAAGAUUUUGAUCCACCUAUUGCUAGAUCUAAAAAGUAUAAAAAAUCUGCCAAAUUGCAGGCUGAGAAUGAUGAUGAUGAGGAUUGGUUUCCACUGGAUGUAUUUGAGGCAUUUAAGGAAAUGAGGAAGCGGAAAAUUUUUGAUGUGUCAGACAUGUACACAUUAGCAGAUGCUUGGGGAUGGACAUGGGAGAGAGAACUGAAGAACAAACCUCCUCGUAGAUGGUCACAGGAAUGGGAAGUUGAGUUGGCAAUCAAAGUUAUGCAGAAGGUGAUAGAAUUGGGAGGGAUACCGACUAUAGGAGAUUGUGCGAUGAUCUUGCGUGCAGCCAUAAGGGCACCUCUACCUUCAACUUUCUUGACAAUUUUGCAAACUACUCAUGGACUUGGUUAUAAGUUUGGGAGUCCUCUCUAUGAUGAGAUAAUCUCUCUCUGCGUUGAUAUUGGGGAACUAGAUGCAGCUGUUGCUGUAGUUGCAGAUUUGGAAACCACGGGGAUCUUGGUUUCAGACCAGAUUUUGGAUAGGGUGAUUUCUGCCAAGCAGGGGAUUGGCAAUAGCUCCAAUGGUGUCAUCACGGAUUGA